Microcebus murinus (gray mouse lemur) is the source of this 2130-nucleotide messenger RNA. It is a transcript of the gene TULP2, whose product is annotated as TUB like protein 2. The record is from RefSeq and is a predicted model, not a curated record. Gene Ontology annotation, biological process: protein localization to cilium. NCBI's taxonomy places the organism in Eukaryota, Metazoa, Chordata, Mammalia, Primates, Cheirogaleidae. Gene Ontology annotation, cellular component: cilium.
GAGUCAUUGCUUUGUUGGAAGUGAAGCGCGGGGGGCCAGGAGGGAGGGGACCAGGGCAGGUCCCAGUGGGAAUCCCCCCUCCCUCCAAGCCCUUUUUUUUUUUUUUUCCUCCUAUCUAUUUCCCAGAGACUCAGAGAUUAAUUAGGUCCCCAGCUUCCAAAGAGAGGGUCAGGUAUGUUUAGAGAUUGGCCAGAGAAGCAAGGCACAGAGGCUUCAAUGUGAGCGAGCAGCCUCCCCGGGCACCAGGCACGAGGGAAAGAGGAGUCUCCAGGAUCCCAGGCAGAAUGUCUCAGGAGAAUGACACAUGGAAGAAAGAGAUCCUGGCGGAAGAGCUUGCCGCCUUGAGACUGCAGAAGCUGGAACAGCAGUGGCGGCUGUUUGAGAAGAAGCAACGACGGAAGCGCCAAGAACCCCUCAUGGUUCAGGCCAAUCCUGAUGCUUCCCUGCGGCUCCGGCGACUGUGGCGGCCGGAGAAGCACCUCCGGAAUGAUAGCGGCUUUGAGAACCCUUUCCUCCAGGAGAGCGUGCCAGAGGCACAUCUGAGCUGUGGUGCCUGCAGUGUCCCUCGUGCUAUGACCUGUGGCGGAGAUGGCAGCGGCGAGCGCGGCCCCCUGGCGUCGCCAACAGAAGCAGUACUCAGGAAUCCCAGCCUCCAGCCCCUCCCCCAAUCCGGGUUCCCAGACGGUUCAGAUUCCGAGUUGGAGGAAGUCUGCAUGGAGGAUGUGUUCGUGUCUCCCACACCUGAUAAACAGCCUCCCAGAACUCGACGCAGGGGUUGGCUGGCCAGCCAAGAACCUGGGGCCAGUGUGGAGGAGAAGAGUGAAUCCCAGGAUGUUGGAGAUGAAUACAAAGUGCCCAAUGUGGGACCAAACCCUGGAAUGGAUGGUGACCUGGGACCAAACUCUGCAAUGAAUGGUGACCUGGGACCAAACUCUGCAAUGAAUGGUGACCUGGGACCAAACCCUGCAAUGGAUGGUGACCUGGGACCAAAUCCUGCAAUGGAUACUGACCUCAGAAAAAACCCUGGAAUGGAUGGUGACCUGGGAUCAAAUCCUGGAAUGGACGGUGACCUGGGACCAAACCCUGGAAUGGAUGGUGACCUGGGACCUGGAAACUUGACCUCCCACCAGGUGGAGGGAGGCACAGCUACUGAGGAUGCUGAAGACCUGGAAGAGAAGAAAGAGGAGUCGGGGUCUGCAGAGACCAGCUCCCCAGCACCAGCCGACCAGGAGUUAUCGAAGGCCCUGGAAGGCAGAGUUGGCGUGGGCACCAUGGAUGUGUGGAGCAUGUCUUGCCCGGCACCCUGCACCCUAGGCCGUCACCUGGGCGAGUCCAUGGAGGCGUACGUGUUGCGGCCGGUGCUCCCGGGCCUCACGUUGCAGUGCCUCAUCAGUCGCAAUAAGCACGGAGUGGACAAGGGCAUGUACCCCUCCUACUACCUCUUCCUGGAGGCGGCCGACGGCCGGAAGCCCUUCCUCCUGGCUGGGCGAAAGAGAAAAAGGAGCAAAACCUCGAAUUACCUCAUCUCCAUGGACCCCAUAGACCUAUCUCGGAAUGGGGACUACUUUGUGGGCAAACUCAGAUCCAAUGUCUUGGGCACCAAGUUCACCAUCUUUGACAAUGGGGUGAAUCCCAACAAGCAGAAUUGCUUCUUGCAGAGCCCCCACAUCAGACAGGAGCUGGGAGCUGUGUGUUAUGAGACCAACAUCUUGGGAUCCCGGGGCCCUCGGAAAAUGACUGUGAUCAUCCCAGCAGUGGACAGCCAGAACCAGAGAAUCAUCUGUCAGCCACAAAACGCACAGGGGUCGAUACUGAGUCGCUUCCACCAGGGGGCCAUGCAGGAGCUAAUCCUACUGAAGAGUAAAACCCCGUUGUGGAGUGAGGAGAGCGGUGCCUAUGUGCUCAAUUUUGAAGGUCGAGUCACUCGGGCCUCAGUCAAGAACUUCCAGAUUGUGCAACCGCAUAAUGCGGAGUACCUGGUGCUCCAGUUCGGCCGUGUGGCCCAAAACGCAUUCACCAUGGACUUCCGUUACCCGCUUUGCCCGCUCCAAGCCUUUGCCAUCUGUUUGUCCAGUUUAGAUGGGAAGCUGGCGUGUGAGUAAUUCAAUAAAAUACCAUCCCUUCACCGGU